This is a messenger RNA of Microsporum canis CBS 113480, 1242 nucleotides long. Its product is annotated as aspartate aminotransferase. Lineage: Eukaryota; Fungi; Ascomycota; Eurotiomycetes; Onygenales; Arthrodermataceae. Gene Ontology annotation, molecular function: catalytic activity; pyridoxal phosphate binding. The coding region runs from base 1 to 1242 and encodes 413 amino acids. Gene Ontology annotation, biological process: biosynthetic process. The transcript is spliced from 3 exons. The record is from RefSeq and is a predicted model, not a curated record.
AUGGCUCAGAUCGAGUGUCUUGCUGUUGAUCGAUGGAUUGAAACUAAAGCUACAGAUGCAAAAUAUGAUCUCUCCAGCUCAUGCGCGAAGCCCAUGUCGAUACAUGAGCUAAAGGAGCUAUCUGAAGACAAGUCAGAGUCGAACGAGGGUCCUCUGCCCACGCAGCUUCUGUCAAGAUGCCUUGGAUAUGGUGAAAUGGCGGGCUCGAAGGCGCUGCGGUCGAUGCUCGCUGGCCUCUAUUCCGUCAAGACUCCUCUUCCGCUGCCAAUUGAGAAUAUUACUAUCACCAGUGGCGCUUCUCUGGCCAACUACCUGGUCUUCCAGGCGCUGUGCCAGCCUGGUGAUCAUGUCAUCGUUCAUUAUCCCACGUAUCAGCUGUUGUAUGCUGUCCCACAGUCUCUCGGCGCGGAUGUCAGUCUAUGGAAUUCAAAGGAAGAUGACAAGUGGAAACUUGACGUUGAAGAGCUAAAGGCGCUCAUCAAACCGAAUACUAAGAUGAUCGUGCUAAACAACCCACAGAAUCCCACGGGUGCAAUCAUUCCUCGCUCAACCUUGCUCGAAAUUAUCGCCCUUGCCAGGGAACAUUCUAUCGUUGUAUUCAGUGAUGAAAUUUUCAGGCCCUUAUUCCACUCUAUCCACCCUGGAGACAAGGAGUUCCCGCCCUCAGCACUUUCUCUGGGCUACGACAACGUGGUAGUAACCGGAUCGAUGUCCAAAGUCUAUUCGCUACCUGGCAUCCGCGUUGGCUGGAUCGCAUCUCGUAACAGGAAACUUAUCGACAAGUGCACGAACCUGCGAGCGUACACUACCAUUGCCGUCAGCCAGCUUGAUGAAGCGGUGGCUGCAUAUGCUCUGGAUGGCAAUUGCUUGCAUGCUCUGCUGAAGAAGAACACAGAUCUCGCGCGAGAGAAUCUAGUCCUUCUCGAGUCGUUUGUUGAGAAGCACAAGUGGGCCUGCGAGUGGGCAAGGCCGGUUGCUAGCAGCGUUGCAUUCGUCAAGUUCUCUAAAAUGGGGAAGCCUGUGGACGACCUCGAGCUCUGCCAUCAGCUACUCCAGAAGAAAGGCGUGCUGCUAGUUCCUGGAGACCAGGGCUUUGGCCCAGGCAAAUUUGCGGGCUAUGUUCGUAUUGGGUACGCGAUUGAUCCUGACGAGUUUAAGAUGGGGUUGGACCUGUUGAAGGAAUUCAUGGCGGAGGAUUAUGAGAAUAUACCGUUGGCGGGUCGGAAGCUUGCGAUACGAUAG